Molecule: messenger RNA, 5685 nt
Organism: Nerophis ophidion (straightnose pipefish)
Lineage: Eukaryota; Metazoa; Chordata; Actinopteri; Syngnathiformes; Syngnathidae
Product: contactin-associated protein-like 4
Exons: 26
Coding region: 131-4192 (1353 amino acids)
Molecular function (GO): calcium ion binding
Source: RefSeq, a predicted model, not a curated record
UGGUUUACAUGUACAACUUCCUCCGACUUUCUAAGACCUGUUUUAUGCUAUUCCUUUUUCCGUCUCAUUUCGUCCACCAAACUUUUAACGUUGUGUAUGAACGCACAAAGGUUGCCGACCCCUGAAGUAGAUGGAAGGAUGGAUGUAUUCGGUUUUAGACUUUACAUUUGAAGAAAUAAAAAAGUGCGAGCGUCCCCCUUCUUCCCCUCCCCGCCUGCACGGAGCAGACGCUGGCAGAGGAGGUGGAGAGACUGUCUCCUCUCGGUCGGAUUCUCUAACGCCACGCGGCUUCAACAUGCCUCCCAGGAACACACGGCGGUCUGCGCUCGUCCUGCUGGUCUCCUCGCUGCUUCUCGGCCCCUGCGGGACAGCAGACAUUUGUGACAGCCCACUGGUGUCCAGCCUGCCCCACUGGUCAUUCCGGAGCUCCUCCCAGCUGUCCAGCAGCCAUGGGCCGGUCUACGCUAAGGUCAACAGGAGAGAAGGAGCUGGAGGUUGGUCUCCGUUCACCUCAGACAGACACCAGUGGCUGGAGGUGGACUUUGGUAAGAGGACCCAAAUCGCGGGCGCCGCCACGCAGGGACGCUACGGCAGCUCUGAUUGGCUGACGGCCUACCUGCUGAUGUUUAGUGACACGGGACACAACUGGAGACAACACCGUCAAGAAGACACGUUUGGGGCUGUUCCAGGUAACAGCAACGCCGACACCGUUGUCCAGUACAAACUUGACGAGCCGGUGGUCGCUCGCUUUCUUCGCCUCGUUCCGCUGGCCUGGAACCCGACUGGGAGGAUUGGACUUCGACUAGAAAUAUACGGCUGUCACUAUGCUUCUGAUGUUGCAAACUUUGAUGGCAGCAGCAGCGUGUUGUACAGGCUAAACGCCAGGCCCAGCCCAAUGGCCAUUUCUCUCAAUCUGAAAACCCUGGAGAAUUCUGGGCUGGUGUUCCACGCGGAGGGGAAGGGGGAUCACGGCCUCACUCUGGCGCUGGAAAAUGGCCAGCUGCAGCUCUUUCAGCAACAAGGUGUGAGCUCGUCGCCUGGUGGUCAUCUUUUGGUGACAGUGGGAAGUCUGCUUGACGACCAACACUGGCACCAAGUCAAGCUAGAACGGAUCGGUAACUCCCUCAAACUGUCUGUGGAUAGAAGCACGCAGCAGGUUGUGGUUCCAGCUGAGCUCAGUUCCUGGAACCUUCGCUGGUUGAGUGUCGGAGCGAUGCAUAGUCUGGCCCAGAAGAGUCAGCUCUACAACAAACACUUCCAUGGCUGUAUGGAAAACUUGUCUUACAACGACCUCAACCUGAUUGAUAUUGCUAAACACCACAACCCCCAAGUCACCGUUGUGGGCAAUGUGACUUUUUCUUGUGCCGAGCCAGUUUCAGUGGCAGUAACAUUCACCCACUCGCAAAGCUUCAUGCACUUGCUGGGCCGCACAGCAGGGUCAUCGGGGCCGCUUGUUAUAACUUUACAGUUCCGGACUUGGAAUGAGGAGGGACUACUGCUCACCUUCAACCUUCCCCGGCAGCACAAGGUCCUCUGGCUCUACCUGAGUCAAGCUCGACUCUGCCUGCACAUCAGUGACACUGGAAGGGCUAUUCUCCAGCUCAGCACAGGCUCAGGACUGAGCGAUGGUCAGUGGCAUUCCGUGAAGCUGAGUUGCGGACCAGAUCAUCUUGGCGUCACGGUGGACGAAGAUGAAGAAGCCACAGCCGACUCUGCAGACAUCCCACAUUCCGAGGGCCCAUUUUUCUUCGGGGGCUGUCCUCCGCUGGGUGGGAAUCACAAUUGCAGGAACCCCUUCGGAACCUUCCAGGGAUGCAUGCGCCUCCUGACUCUGGACGAGCAACAUGUGGACUUCCUCACUUUGCAGCAAAGGCGGACGGGAAAUUUUAGCCACCUGCAGAUUGACAUGUGCGACAUUAUUGACAGGUGCUCCCCCAGUCUCUGCGAACAUGGAGGAAAAUGUACUCAAUCGUGGAGCGCCUUCCAUUGUAAAUGCUCCGACACGGGCUACAGAGGGGCCACCUGCCACAGCUCAAAAUACGAGCAGUCAUGUGAGGCAUACAAACAUAAAGGCACCCCGUCGGGACAUUAUUACGUGGAUGUGGACGGCAGUGGACCCAUCAAACCUCAGCUCGUGUAUUGUAACAUGACAGACAGGGCAUGGAUGGUGAUUGACCACAAUAACACAGAGCUGACUGCCCUGGAUUCAUCCUCGGCGGGAAGACGACGUUCCGUCCAAUUCCGCUACGCUUCGGAAGAGGAACAGUUAGCAGCGGUCCUCAGCCAAUCGGAGCAUUGCGAGCAGGAGCUGUAUUACCAUUGUCGGAAGCCCCGCCUCCCCAGCAAACCAGACAGUGCAUCGCUCAGCAGGUGGUUUGGAGGUCAAGGUCCAGGACAAGUCCAGACCCACUGGGACGGAGCUCUGGAGCACAGCCAACUUUGUUCUUGUGGCCUUCACAACAACUGUCUGAGUUCAAAUAUCCAGUGCAACUGCGAUACGGGCAACAAGCAAUGGACUAAGUAUUCAGGUCUCCUCACCCUUAAGGAGACUCUCCCAGUCCGGUCUCUGGUCCUGGGCGGCAUGCAGCCAGGGUUAGAGUCUGCCUACAAAGUGGGACCUCUACGUUGUCAUGGAGACAAAGGUUUUUGGAACGCCGCGCUGUUCGACAAAGAGACAUCCUACCUCCACUUCCCCACCUUUCAAGGGGAGCUGAACGCAGACAUCUCCUUCCUCUUUAAAACCACGUCCUCGUCCGGGGUCUUCCUGGAAAAUCUGGGCAUCAAAGAUUUCAUUCGAAUUGAACUGCGCUCUCCAUUUGAGGUCCUCUUCUCUUUCGACGUGGGCAACGGCCCGCUGGAGGUCAGCGUGAAAACCAGCGCGGCCCUCAACGACGACCGCUGGCACGCCGUCCGAGCCGAGCGCAACGUAAAGGAGGCCUCGCUCCACGUGGACGACCUCCCUGCCGCCGCGCAGGAGGCGCCGUCCGACGGCCAGAUCCAUCUACAGCUCAACAGCCAGCUCUUUGUAGGCGGCACAGCAUCCAGACAAAAAGGCUUUUUGGGAUGCAUGCGCUCUCUGCAGCUCAACGGCGUCGUUCUCGACCUGGAGGAGAGGGCCCGGAUCACCCCGGGGGUCCAGCCUGGAUGUCCGGGUCACUGCAGCAGCUAUGAGUUCCUCUGUCGGAACCAGGGUCGGUGCGUGGAGGAGGACAGCGGCUUCUCUUGCGACUGUCGUCGGUCAUCCUACAUUGGAGCCUUCUGCCACGAAGAGGUCUCGGCCUACUUCAAGUCCACCACAUCCAUAAUCCUCAAGGAGCACGGUGAGCUGAGCCCAAACCACAGUGCCUUGCCUCCAUCCAUCUUCUCCGACAUAACGUCGAAAGGAGAGAACGUCACCCUGAAAUUCAGGACCACGCAGAGCCCCGCUCUGCUGCUCUUCGUCGACUCGUUCCACCGAGAAUACCUGGCCCUGCUCAUCAACGAACAUGGUGCACUGGAGUUGAGGUACAAGUUGCACAGCAGCAGAGAUGCAGAAGUUCUGGCAAGCAGUGUCAAGAACCUGGCAGACGGACGCCUGCACUCAGCGGCCGUCAGGAGGCGGGCAGAAUACGUCUCCAUCCAGGUUGACGAGAAUCCCAGAGAGAGCUUCCUCUUGACAUCCGAUGAGGACUUCGACGGCAUCAAAGGGAUUAUUGUGGGUCGGGUACACGAUGCUGAUAUGGCUGACACGGAGCUGUCAAGAUUGGCCUCCCUUGGCUUCACCGGUUGUCUAUCAGCGGUCGAGUUCAACUCCAUCAGUCCGCUGAAAGCAGCUCUACUCCAGCCUGGCAGCCAUGUGACCGUCACUGGUGUGCUGACACAGGCCGACUGUGGCUCUCCCCUCCUUGCUGAUCCCCAAUCGUCAGAAACAACACAUUCUUUACCAGAAACACCCGCCUCGCUGGAUCCGAGUCAACCAUUGGUCAACACCGUGAAGACUGACUCCGCCUUAAUUGGAGGGGUGAUAGCGUUGGUGGUUUUCGUCACGUUAUCGGUGUUGGCCGUCAUCGCCAGACUGGCCUGCAGCCGACGCGAGACUUACCCACACCCAAGCAUGAAAGCAGCACAGCCCGACAUCACCGAUGCUCACCGGAGCGAAGAGACGGUAUACCAGAGCCCUGCGAAUGCCAACCAAAAGGAGUUUUUCAUAUAGACUAGAGUCAUGGACUUCAUGACCGAGUGAUCCUCGACUCUGGUGUGGGCUUUAAUGAGCCGAGUGGUCGUUCGUCUUGAUUUGUAAAUAUUGUACGCUUUGCACAAACGACGAGUCGGAAGCGAUCAAUUAAAGUGGAAUGCCGAACUGUCGGAGUCGGAGUGGAUCUUUAUCAAAUAUAAAUAAUUGCAUCGGAGUGAUCUUUACAAUACUCUUGUCGAAAUGAAUCAUUAAAAUGCUAAUCUUAAAGGGGAACUGCACUUUGAAAUCUUGCCUAUUGUUCACAAUUAUUAUCAAAGACAUAACAGAGCUUGGUCCGCAUUGCUGGCAGUAAGUCGGACCCGUUUCCAGUGAGGGUUGGACUCCGCCAAGGCUGUCCUUUGUCACCCAUUCUGUCCAUAACUUUUAUGGACAGAAUUUCUAGGCUCAGUCCAGGCCUUGAGGGGAUCUGGUUUGGUGGCUGCAGGAUUAUGUCUCUGCUUUUUGCAGAUGAUGUGGUCCUGAUGGCUUCAUCUGGCCGGGAUCUUCAGCUCUCACUGGAUCGGUUCUUAGCAGAGUAUGAAGCGACUUGGAUGGGAAUCAGCACCUCCAAGUCCGAGUCCAUGGUUCUCGCCCGGAAUAGGGUGGAGUGCCAUCUCCGGGUUGGGGAGGAGACCCUGCCCCAAGUGGAGGAGUUCAGGUACCUGGGAGUCUUGUUCACGAGUGAGGGAAGAGUGGAUGGUGAGAUCGACAGGCGGAUCGGUGCGGCGUCUUCAGUAAUGCGGACGCUGUAUCGAUCCGUUGUGGUGAAGAAGGAGCUGAGCCGGAAGGCAAAGCUCUCAAUUUACCGGUCGAUCUACGUUCCCAUCCUCACCUAUGGUCAUGACCAAAAGAGACAAGAUCACGGGUACAAAAUGAGUUUCCUCCGCCAGGUGGCGGGUCUCUCCCUUAGAGAUAGGGUGAGAAGUUCUGUCAUCCGGGAGGAACUCAAAGUAAAGCCGCUGCUCCUCCACAUGGACAGGAGCCAGAUGAGGUGGUUAGGGCAUCUGGUCAGGAUGCUACCUGAACGCUUCCCUAGGGAGGUGGUUAGGGCGUGUACGACUGGCAGGAAGACAAAGGGAAGACCCAGGACACGUUGAGAAGACUAUGUCUCCCGGCUGGCCUGGGAACUCCUCGGGAUCCCUCGGGAAGAGCUGGACGAAGUGGAUAGGGAGAAGGAAGUCUGGGCUUCCCUGCUUAGGCUGCUGCCCCCGCGACCUGACCUCAGAUAAGCGGAAAAAGAUGGAUAAAUGGAUGGAUAAAAAUAAAUUCAUCCAUCGUCAUGUAAAGAAAAAAGUGCAGUUCCCCUUUAAAGCAUCCAUUAUUCUGUUAUUGUUCACAACACAAAAGUUAAGACAAUGAAAGUUGGUUGACAUCUACCUGUCGACGUUUUUUGUAUUGAUUUAAUUUUUUUCCAUGACGACAACAAUGUUUCAAUGACGUUCUUAAUAAAUUUGCUUGGAAAAUGUAAACAA